AUGGUGGACCAGACAGAGCCUUUGGCUCCCCCAAAGGAGUCUGAGGCUCCAGAAGUAAAGAGCCCAGCUUACCAAGGACCUGUCUCAAGUCACGACCAAGUCAGAAAAGCACCGACACAGACUGGCUUUGAUACACGAGUUCAAUUGCCUGACUCGGAACACGGCCAGGCAACGGUCAGUCUUCUUGAUGGUAGUCAAGAACAAUUCACGCCGACGCAUCCUUCUUUCAGUAUGGAAUCGAUGGCAAACUCACUUCCUACACAGACCUACCAUCCGAUGUUUUCCACCAAUGGACACCAACAAGGGUUCCAGCAGCAACACCGUGGUGGUCCCCAGACACAACGAUUUCCUCAUAUACCGCACUCCUCGACUAUGUACAACCAUGCCGGCGCGCACGCACCUCAUUUCUCGACACAGCCCAACAUUCUUGGUCAACCUUUCUACAUGCAGCCUCAAGCACAGAUGCCGCCGUUCUAUGGCCACCAUCAGAUGGCCGGCACGCAGGGUCCGCCGACCCAGCUUGGCGUCGGUCAGUCACGAUCAAACCCUCCUUACUAUACCGGUCCGAUCAUGAUGGGCCAGCACAACCCCUCAGGCUACUAUUAUCAACCUCACAUGGGCUCGUUUUCACCGCCGAACCAUCUCCACGCGGGAAAUAUGCAUGGCAAUCACUACGGACGUAUGGAGAACGGCGAUACGAUGAGUCAAUCUACCCCUACGCCGCAGCAAAACCAAACUGUCAGCAGCAGUCACGCCAACGUUGUUCGAGGCCCUCCACGGAAACCCCGACAGAAUGGACAUGCCAUCUGGAUUGGGAAUCUUCCUCCACAAACCGACCUAAUGACCUUGGUUCGACACGUCUGCGCCGAAACUCAGGGACUCGAGUCUCUCUUCCUCAUCUCGAAGAGUAAUUGUGCAUUCGCGAAUUUCAAGGAUGAGGAGAAAUGCAUAGCCGCUCAACAAAAGCUACACGAGUCGAAAUUCCAGUCUGUCCGACUUGUCAGCCGGCUCCGCAAGAGCACUGUUGAGGGAGCAGCCGGGCAAACAGCACCUACAGGCCCAGCUUCAAUCACGCCGACUGUCCAAGUCUCGGGAUCCACGGGCGUCAAAGAUCAGAUUGCAACUCCACACGAGAUCAAACCCACGAUUGCUCAGAGCCAAGCAGAGCGACCAAGCAGUCACACCGAACACGAACAGUCUAUGACACAAACUUCUGACCGGUCCUUGCAGCGGGACAGAUUUUUUGUGCUGAAAAGUCUUACGGUCGACGACUUGGAACUUAGCGUUCGGACUGGGGUGUGGGCUACGCAAUCACACAACGAAGAGGUUCUGAACAAGGCUUUUGAGACUGCUGCGAAUGUCUAUCUUGUAUUCUCAGCCAAUAAAUCAGGAGAGUACUUUGGAUAUGCCAGGAUGACGUCUCCGAUCAACAAUGACCCUGCGGCGGCAAUCAAAUUCGCUCCGAAAGUGCAAAGCACAAACGACAUUGACCUUCCGAAAUCGAUCCCUACCGAGGCGACGGACGUUUGCCCCAAAGGUCGAAUCAUUGAUGAUCUGUCUCGAGGCACCAUAUUCUGGGAGAUUGACCGGGACGAGGAAGAUGAGGCUGUCAGUGACGCCAACUCGGAAGGCUCAGGAAGCAUACACGAGUUUACGGAAGGAGAAGAAGAAUCAAAGGCGUGGGGCAGGCCGUUCAAGCUGGAGUGGCAAUCAACCACAAGACUGCCUUUCUACCGCACUCGGGGGCUUCGAAACGUGUGGAAUUCCAACAGGGACGUCAAGAUUGCACGCGACGGUACCGAGCUCGAGACCUCUGUCGGCAGGAAGCUCAUUGGGUUGUUCAACCGCAUUCACACGCCCGCGCCGCAUGGGAACAUGGCAUAUCGAGCAGGCGUGAUGCAGCCAGCAGGGUACGGACAGCCUACACCGAUGCCGCCGUCAUACUGCUAG
Molecule: messenger RNA, 1950 nt
Organism: Microdochium trichocladiopsis
Lineage: Eukaryota; Fungi; Ascomycota; Sordariomycetes; Xylariales; Microdochiaceae
Product: YT521-B-like domain-containing protein
Exons: 3
Coding region: 1-1950 (649 amino acids)
Biological process (GO): mRNA splicing, via spliceosome; regulation of alternative mRNA splicing, via spliceosome
Cellular component (GO): nucleoplasm
Molecular function (GO): mRNA binding; N6-methyladenosine-containing RNA reader activity
Source: RefSeq, a predicted model, not a curated record